This is a messenger RNA of Cicer arietinum (chickpea), 1536 nucleotides long. RefSeq names its product ornithine decarboxylase-like. Gene Ontology annotation, cellular component: cytoplasm. NCBI's taxonomy places the organism in Eukaryota, Viridiplantae, Streptophyta, Magnoliopsida, Fabales, Fabaceae. The record is from RefSeq and is a predicted model, not a curated record. Gene Ontology annotation, molecular function: ornithine decarboxylase activity.
AGCUGUGUAUAUAUAUAGGAUCCUUAUUUGAUCAUUCUCCAACAACCAAUUCAAUUAUAAUUCCACAUUGCUUCUCCUUUUCUAUAACUUUGUUAUAAUAAUAAACAUAAAUGCCUACUCUAGUAGUCGAAGAAUCCCAUACCAACUUGAAGUCCAUUUUUGGCGCUUCAGGAGUGAAAGGCAAAAAAGUCACAACUUUGCCCCCCGAAAUUACUAUCUCUCAUUUCAUUCAAUCCAUUAUUAAAAACAAAUCAUCCCAAAUUGACUCACCAUUCAGUGUCCUUGAUUUAAGGGUCCUAAUGGACCUCAUGACCAAAUGGACCACUAAACUUCCAACCGUUAAACCUUAUUACGCCGUUAAGUGUAACCCAAAUCUUUCACUCAUUGGUACACUAGCUUCACUCGGCUCCAAUUUCGACUGCGCUAGCCGAGCCGAAAUUGAAGCCGUUUUAUCACUCGGUGUUUCACCCGAUAGAAUCAUUUACGCUAACCCGUGUAAAUCCGAGUCACACAUUAAAUACGCCGCAAAUGUCGGUGUAAACAUAACAACCUACGAUUCCGUUGGAGAAAUUGAUAAAAUAAAAAAAUGGCACCCAAAAUGUGAAUUGGUUCUACGUAUCAAGCCACAAGAAGAUAGCGGCGCAAGGUCGUGUUUGGGACUCAAAUACGGAGCGCUGGUCGAAGAAGUUCCUGAGCUUCUUAAAGCUGCUGACGUGGCAGGGCUUAAAGUAAUUGGCGUGUCGUUCCACAUAGGUAGUGGAGGAGGCAACGCGAUGGCUUACCAUGGAGCCAUCGCGUUGGCUAAAAAUGUUUUUGAAACGGCUUCACUACUCGGAAUGCCUAAAAUGAAAAUCCUAAACAUAGGUGGAGGAUUCACGUCUGGAACAAAAUUUGAUGUAGCUGCUCUUAAUGUGAACGAUGCGAUUAAAACAUAUUUUGGUAACGACGAGGAUCUUGUUGUUAUUGGUGAACCCGGUCGUUACUUUGCGGAAACGUCAUUUACAUUAGCAACAAAAAUUAUUGGAAAGCGCGUUAGAGGUGAAUUGAAGGAGUAUUGGAUUGAUGAUGGAAUUUAUGGAACUCUGAAUAACAUUAUGUUUGAUUUUGCUAUUGUGAGUUGCACGCCAAUGAGGUUUAGUUCAAAACAUGAGAAAAACGUUAGAGACACAAAAAGUUAUGCUUCAACUGUUUUUGGGCCCACUUGUGAUUCAGUUGAUACGGUUCUUAAAGAGUACGAGCUACCUGAACUUGAGGUAAACGAUUGGCUUGUGUUUCAGAAUAUGGGUGCUUAUACACUUUCUUCUGGGACCAAUUUCAAUGGGUUUAGUUCCUCAGCUAAGAAUAUCUACCUUGCAUGUUCAACUCCUGUUCCACGAGAAGAAACCAACUUCUGAUCAAUAAAUAUUCCUUACUUUAUGUCGUUUUUUUUAUUAGUCUCAUUUUCUUGUAAUCAUUGUCACUUUCAAUUUUCUCAUUUGCCAAUAUUUGUAUCUUUUGAUAUUUGGAAUUAUGUAUUUGUACUUUUAGAAUGUUGCA